GCGUGGCCAGAAUUAAAAGCAUCAAAACUAUCAUUACUAGCAGUCAAAUUAUCAGAGAUCAGCAAAACAAAAAAUUUUCGUCGGGAUAUGCAUAAUGCACGAAAUCUCCCACACUAUAUCAUAGUACCGAUCCGCCCCAUCUUGGAAACAUACCCUCUAGCUUCCUGCCUUCCAAGCGACAUUCAUCCAUAGCCGCACAAUUUUUCCCACACCACAGGAGAGCUAAUUAAACAACAUAACUACAGUGUGAGAAAUUAGCAACAUUAAAUAAUGACCAAGAAGAUUAGUUUCUUGUUGCCUACAACCAAUACAACAACAACAACACCAACAGCAGCAACCGACAUGGAAGAAAAACUGCACCAGAAUCCGUCCAAAUCCCCUCGAAUCAAAUCUCACAAAUUGGCAUUAGAUUGUGAUCAUAAGGCCACCGAAUUUCGGCCAUUCACAUUAUCUUCGCCUCACAUGCGGGCCUUCCACCUGGCAUGGCUAUCCCUCUUCGCUUGCUACUUCUCCACUUUCUCCAUCCCUCCGUUGCUCCCCAUCAUCAGGGAGGAUCUCAACCUCAGCCCUUCCGACAUCGGAACCGCCGGAAUCGCCGCCUUCAUCGGUUCCAUCUUGUCCCGCCUCACAAUGGGGCCCGCUUGCGACCUCUUCGGGCCCCGCCUCGCCUCCACCAUUCUUUCCCUCCUCACCGCUCCCGUCAUCCUCUCCAUGUCAUUAGUCUCAACCCCUCAGGGGUUUAUCGUCGUCCGAUUCCUAAUCGGAUUCUCUCUCGCCAACUUCGUCGCAAACCAGUUCUGGAUGAGCUCCAUGUUCUCCGGCUGCGUCGUCGGCCUCGCCAACGGCGUCGCCGCCGGCUGGGCCAAUGUCGGCGCCGGAGUCACCCAGAUCGUCAUGCCCAUGAUAUACUCCCGUUUCCUCAGCGCCGGCAUGACGUCGUCAACCGCCUGGCGGAUGACCUUCGUUUUGCCGGCGAUCUUCCAGGUUAUAACGGCAAUCAUGGUGCUUGUAUUCGGCCAGGACUCGCCGGAUGGAAGUUUCAGGAGAAGAGGCAUUGCCAACACGGAGAAAAAACCCGAUCAAAUCGGGUGUUUCAGCAUUCUUUUUAACGGGCUAAGAGAUUACAGAGGAUGGAUGUUGGGCAUGGUUUAUGGGUUUUCUUUCGGAGUUGAAUUGACGACUGACAAUAUCGUCGCUCAGUAUUUUUAUGACAGGUUUCAUUUGGACGUUCAGACCGCCGGUGCAAUCGCGGCGAGCUUCGGGCUGGCGAAUUUGGUGUCCAGGCCCGCCGGUGGGGUGGUUUCUGAUCUGAUGGGGAAGAAGUUUGGGAUGAGAGGCCGGCUCUGGAGUUUGUGGGCGGCUCAAACUGUGGCCGGUAUCCUCUGUGUGGUACUCGGGCUUGUGAAUUCUCUAUGGGCCUCCAUUUUGGUGAUGUGCUGCUUCUCGUUGUUCGUUCAGGCCUCUUCAGGCCUUACUUUUGGUGUCGUCCCAUUCGUUUCCAAAAGAUAUCUGGGAGUAAUAUCAGGAUUGACGGGAAGUGGAGGGACGUUAGGGGCAGUGAUCACUCAGUUGCUACUGUUUUCGGGAUCGACGGAACUCUCAACCCAAACAAGUAUUUCACUGAUGGGGUUCAUGAUGCUUGCCUCGACUCUUCCGAUUACCCUCAUCUACUUUCCACGUUGGGGUGGAAUGUUUUGUGGCCCUUCUUCCAAACUUGAUUCCGAAGAUGAUGAUGAGUAUCACUUGCUGCAAUGAGACAUCCUAUGAUGAUGUAAAUUAAUUAAUUCCCAGGAAUCGCAAACUCAGAAAAAUGGUCCAAGUCAAAUAGUUGGAAACAAAGAAAUGGAAAUGAAUAAUAAAAUGAAAGCCGCCAACUUUAAGUUAAAGGGGGCAAAAAUGGAUAGGGCAAAUGCUAGACAAUAAUCACAAAAAAACCAUAAGUUUGCGAGAAUCGAUCAUCAAAACUAUGUAGUUAGUCUCAUGUACUGAAAAUUUAGUUUGUAUUUUUCAUAUGUGACGAAGAAUCAAUAUCCAUUUUCCCCCUUUUACACACAUUCUUUUUUGGAUUUGGAAGUGAGCACACAAUGUGCUCUAGUUUCCCAUGGCAAUGCUCUAUGGUUUUAUGACUGUAAUUUAUUUUUUUAUUUUAUUAAAAAGUAUACCAAUCAACUUAUGUUGGAAUUUGAACUAUCUGAAUGAGAA
Oldenlandia corymbosa var. corymbosa is the source of this 2202-nucleotide messenger RNA. Lineage: Eukaryota; Viridiplantae; Streptophyta; Magnoliopsida; Gentianales; Rubiaceae. The record is from the annotation of a GenBank genome assembly.